GCGCGCAUUGGCUGGCUGAGAAAUGCGCACGUGGGUCAGGGUAAACAACAAGCCAGUGCGCCCCCGUGCGUGUCCGGUCAGCGGAACCUCGGUAAAGCCUCGCGGACUUUACUGGUGCACAGACACGGCGGAACAAUGCUGCUCGGAAAGCUGGUUGUUUGUGUUUUCCUGCUGGUGCUCGGACCCCGUGUGUGUGGAGGUUACGUAUUUCAGGCAAUACAGCCGACAGAAGACAAGGACGAGAUUCCUUUAACCCCUAAAAUUUCCAAAUGGGAGAGCACAGCUGGAUCAUGUAAGGGGCGGUGCUUUGAGCUGGUAGAGGCGGAGCCUCCUGGGUGCAGGUGUGAUAAUCUGUGUAAGACGUACUAUAGCUGCUGCACUGACUUUGAUAAACACUGCCUCAAAACCGCUGGAGGUUUUGAGUGUACUGCCGAGCGGUGUGGAGAGAAACGAAAUGAGGACUACGCCUGCCAGUGUUCAGAGGACUGUUUGGAGAAAGGAGACUGCUGCACAAACUACAAAGCUCUCUGCAAAGGUGAGAGUCAGUGGUUGGAUGGAGACUGUGAGGAGAUUAACGCGCCAGAAUGUCCUGCAGGAUUUGUGCGUCCUCCUCUCUUUAUCAUAUCUCUGGACGGAUUCCGCGCCUCCUACAUCAAGAAAGGAAAAUCUGUCAUUCCAAACAUCCAUAAACUGAGAACAUGUGGGACUCGCUCUCCUCACAUGAGACCUAUGUAUCCUACAAAAACAUUUCCAAACCUCUACACGCUCGCCACGGGACUGUACCCAGAGUCUCACGGCAUUGUGUGUAACUCCAUGUACGACCCAGUGUUCGAUGCAAACUUCAACCUGCGUGGGAGAGAAAAGCUCAAACAUCGCUGGUGGGGUGGACAACCUAUCUGGAUAACGGCAGAGAAGCAGGGGGUGAAAGCAGCUACGUUCUUCUGGCCUUGGGUGAUUCCACUGGAGAGAAGGAUUCUGACUAUGCUAAGCUGGCUCCACCUGCCUGAUGAUAAAAGGCCGUAUGUGUAUGCAGUCCACUCAGAGCAGCCCGAUACGUUCGGACACAGGCUGGGGCCCCUCAGCAGUGAGUUGGAUAACCCCUUAAAGGAGAUUGAUAACAUCAUUGGUCAGCUGAUGAAUGGUCUGAAACAGAUGAACCUGCACCGCUGUGUAAAUGUCAUCAUAGUGGGCGAUCACGGAAUGGAGGAGGCCCACUGUGACCGUACAGAGUAUCUCAGCUCAUAUGGACUCAAUGUUAAUGACUUUACACUCAUCCCGGGAUCAUCUGGAAGACUGCGUUCCAGAAACCAGAGCAUGCCAUAUGACCCAAAAGAACUUGUAGCCAAUUUAACAUGUAAGAUGCCCAACCAGCACUUUAAAGCCUAUCUGAAGCAGCACCUACCCAAGCGGCUGCACUAUGCCAACAACCGCAGGAUAGAGGAUGUACACCUGCUCAUGGAGAGGAAGUGGCUCGUAGCCAUGAACCGGUUACCGGGCAGCUGUGGCUACUUUGGCGAUCACGGCUUUGAUAACAUAAUUAACAGCAUGCAGACCAUCUUUUUGGGAUACGGGCCGAGCUUCAAGUUCAGGACAGAAGUUCCUCCUUUUGAGAAUAUCGAGCUUUACAACGUAAUGUGUGACCUCCUAGGCUUGACUCCUGCACCUAAUAAUGGCACACACGGCAGUCUGAACUCCGUGCUGAAACACCCUUCUUAUACGCCCAUACAGCCAGAGGAAGUGACAUCACCAAAGCCUCUGGAGCCUGCUGCUGCUGCUUCACUGGCCUUUUACAACCUGGGCUGCAGCUGUGAUGAUGAGAAUAUGAUUGAGGAGAGCACCGAUGGAUUUUUCUCAGAAGGCGCUGCUUUGUUAAACAACGCGACUCACCUGCCGUUUGGCCGCCCAGCCGUUUUGUUCCAGACUUCUUACUCUUUGCUUCAGCACUCGGAUUACAUCAGCGCAUACAGCUACGAGCUACACAUUCCUCUGUGGACUGCAUUCACUAUUACCCCGCAGAUAGAGAGUACUGCUACACCUCUUCCAGUCUCUGAGUGUGUAAGAGCAGACAUUCGAAUUCCUCCCAAACACACACAGACCUGCGACUCCAACAACCAGGAUCACAAGAUCAUCCGUGGAUUCGUGUACCCACCUGGUUUCUCCAUCACUCCUGAAUCCAGUCAUGAUGCUUCUUUGAUCACCAACACGGUGCCCAUGUAUCCUGCUUUUAAGAGAAUAUGGAGCUACUUGCAGAUGACAGUAUUGAGGCGCUACAGUGAAGAGAGGAACAGCAUUAAUGUUGUCACUGGACCCAUAUUUGAUUAUGACUCUGAUGGACUACGAGACACGGUGGAGAAAAUCAGAGGACAUGAAGGCGACUCUGCUCCGGUCCCCACUCAUUUAUACCUUAUAAUAACAAGCUGUGAACUGGAGAACACCACAGUGGAGGAGUGUGAUGGCUCCAUUUCCACGGUUUCUUUCAUCCUUCCACAUCGGCCUGAUAACUCAGAAAGCUGCCACAGUUCAGAGGAACCAUCUCAAUGGGUGGAGGAGAUCCUGCGCACUCACACGGCUCGUGUACGUGACGUGGAACUGCUCACCGGACUCGACUUCUACCGCUCGCUCUCGCUGCCCUACACAAACACGCUUGCGCUGAAAACCUAUCUGCACACGUUCGAGGAAAACAUCUAACACCUGGUGGCGCAGCAUUACUAAACACCACAUCACCUCUCUUCCUGAUGAUUAGGUGUAUAGUUUUUAUACAGUUUAUCAUAUUUAUUGUUCAUUUCAAACUAAAUAAUGAUGGUACAGCGUUUCAAACAGUUCAACUUUAGACUCACUAAAUCUAGGGAGCGUGAAAUAUAGUGCGUUGUUGUUAGUACCUUUGUGAGUGUGUAUUUUCUUGUGUGCGUGUGUGUUGUAAGUUAACAUUUUGUUAGCAUGCAUUUGCUAGCGUGUUGCUACACUCGUGUAUUUGAAAUUGAAACAAUUGCGUUUACGUAUUUCUAAAUUAGCAGUGAAUCACCUCUUUCCCACCAACUGGCCACACCCUUUUUGUUGGAAACGUACGCCUUGCGAAUGAAAGCUAAUUUCUGAGUAAGUAAGCUAUAAAAUAGAGACAAACUAAAAAAAAGCUAGUCAUAUCCUCUUCGUAGCAUCAUUAAGAGUCAGUGUUUUUAAAAGUAUUGUCUUUGUGUAAUUCAUAUAGAUAUAAAUAUAUUUUUAGCAAAUUCCAGAAAAUGCUAAUUUAUCUGACGAGGCAGCUUUGCAGCAUUACAAAAUCACAAAGCUUGUUAAAUUGUUUGGAUUAGUGUACAGUUCUCUGCACCCCUGAAGCCGAGAGUGUUUAGGACCUUACUCAAGGGGUAUGCCAGUAGCAUCAUCCAAUAUUUAUGUAUCGAAACGCUAAUUAACCGGCAAAACUAGCUAGAUAACUAAUGCUACUUACUGAGGUUCAUGAUUGUUUCAUUAAGUUAAUUUAACCAAUGGAAUGACUUCUUUGUUCACAAAUACGACUAUUUAAGCUAGUCAAACAUAUAUUUGUAAAUGGAUCCUUUAUUCAAGUAAUCAUGUUUUAAUAAUUUCAUUAAAUUUGCUUUCUGUGAAAAGAA
This is a messenger RNA of Tachysurus vachellii, 3608 nucleotides long. RefSeq names its product ectonucleotide pyrophosphatase/phosphodiesterase 2-like (gene enpp2l). NCBI's taxonomy places the organism in Eukaryota, Metazoa, Chordata, Actinopteri, Siluriformes, Bagridae. The record is from RefSeq and is a predicted model, not a curated record. Gene Ontology annotation, molecular function: nucleic acid binding; phosphodiesterase I activity; alkylglycerophosphoethanolamine phosphodiesterase activity. The coding region runs from base 136 to 2688 and encodes 850 amino acids. The transcript has 25 exons. Gene Ontology annotation, biological process: immune response; phosphatidylcholine catabolic process.